AUGUAUUACUCGCUCAAGUCGCGACGAAGAUGGAGUCAAUGUAAUUUUUCAGCCGAAAUCAAAGCAACCACCACCGGCGGAGANAGACCAANGCAACAACCACCGACCAAAANCAAUGGAGAUGGACCAAAGCAACCACCAUCAGCGGAGAGACGGACCAAAGCAACCACCAUCGGCGGAGACGAUGCCGAUGUUGCGACGGAGGAGAUGGAGAUGACGAUGAGAACUUUUGUUUUUGGGGAAAAAGAAGAUUGGGUAUUGGGUUAA
Arabis nemorensis is the source of this 267-nucleotide messenger RNA. The record is from the annotation of a GenBank genome assembly. Lineage: Eukaryota; Viridiplantae; Streptophyta; Magnoliopsida; Brassicales; Brassicaceae.